This is a messenger RNA of Podospora pseudopauciseta, 1506 nucleotides long. RefSeq names its product carbamoyl-phosphate synthase (glutamine-hydrolyzing) cpa2. Gene Ontology annotation, cellular component: cytoplasm. NCBI's taxonomy places the organism in Eukaryota, Fungi, Ascomycota, Sordariomycetes, Sordariales, Podosporaceae. The record is from RefSeq and is a predicted model, not a curated record. Gene Ontology annotation, biological process: L-glutamine metabolic process. Gene Ontology annotation, molecular function: carbamoyl-phosphate synthase (glutamine-hydrolyzing) activity; metal ion binding; ATP binding. Bases 1 to 1506 code for a protein of 501 amino acids. The transcript has 4 exons.
AUGAGGUCUAUGAUACUAAAAUAUAAUCCCGAGACCACGUCGACCGAUUUUGACGAAGCCGACCGCCUUUAUUUCGAAGAGUUGAGCUAUGAGCGUGUGAUGGAUAUCUACGGGCUCGAGAACGCCAGCGGUGUGGUGGUGUCUGUCGGUGGCCAGCUUCCCCAAAACAUUGCCCUUCGUCUCCAGGAGACUGGCAAGGCCAACGUUCUCGGAACCGACCCCCGUGACAUCGACAAGGCUGAGGACAGACAGAAGUUCUCCGAGAUCCUCGACUCCAUCGGAGUUGACCAGCCCGCCUGGAAGGAGUUGACCUCCGUCGAGGCUGCCGAGAAGUUUGCCCAGGAGGUCGGCUACCCUGUCCUUGUUCGUCCCAGUUACGUCCUUUCUGGUGCUGCUAUGACUGUCAUUCGCAGCCAGGAGGACCUCAAGGACAAGCUUGAGGCUGCUUCCAACGUCUCCCCUGACCACCCCGUCGUCAUCAGCAAGUUCAUCGAGGGUGCUCAGGAGAUUGAUGUUGAUGGUGUUGCCUCCAAGGGUGAGCUGAUCAUCCACGCCGUCAGUGAGCACGUCGAGCAGGCUGGUGUCCACUCUGGUGAUGCCACCCUCGUCCUCCCUCCUGCCAACUUGGACCAGGACACCAUGGACCGUGUCAAGGAGAUUGCGCAGAAGGUCGCCAAGGCCUGGAACAUCACCGGUCCCUUCAACAUGCAGAUCAUUCGCGCUGAGGAUCCCGAGGGAGGUGUGCCCGCCCUCAAGGUCAUCGAGUGCAACCUCCGUGCCUCUCGUUCUUUCCCCUUCGUCAGCAAGGUCCUCGGCACCAACUUCAUUGACGUUGCCACCAAGGCCCUUGUCGGCAAGGACGUUCCCCAGCCCACCGACCUCAUGGCUGUCAAGCGUGACUACUUGGCCACCAAGGUUCCCCAGUUCUCCUGGACCCGUCUCGCUGGCGCCGACCCCUUCCUUGGCGUCGAGAUGGCUUCCACCGGUGAGAUGGCCUGCUUCGGCAAGAACCUCGUUGAGGCCUACUGGGCUUCUCUCCAGUCCGCCAUGAACUUCCGCGUCCCUGAGCCUGGUGAGGGUAUCCUCUUUGGUGGUGAGCUGAGCAAGAACUGGCUUGCCACCGUUGUGGACUACCUUGCUCCUCUUGGCUACAAGCUUUAUGCUGCCGAUGUCGAGGUCAAGGAGUACCUCGAGACCAAGUCCAAGCACAAGAUCAAUGUUGAGGUCAUCGAGUUCCCCAAGGAGGACAAGCGCGCCCUCCGUGAGGUGUUCAAGAAGUACGACAUUCGCGGUGUCUUCAACCUUGCCCAGGCCCGUGGCAAGACUGUCAUGGAUGUCGACUACGUCAUGCGCCGCAACGCCGUCGACUUUGGCGUGCCAUUGUUCAUGGAGCCUCAGACCGCUAUGCUCUUCGCCCAGUGCAUGAGUGAGAAGCUGCCCAGGCCCGAGGGUAUCCCCUCUGAGGUCCGCAGGUGGUCCGACUUCAUUGGUGGCAAGCCUUUGUGA